Molecule: messenger RNA, 3364 nt
Organism: Plectropomus leopardus (leopard coralgrouper)
Lineage: Eukaryota; Metazoa; Chordata; Actinopteri; Perciformes; Serranidae
Gene: dctd
Product: dCMP deaminase
Cellular component (GO): cytoplasm
Molecular function (GO): dCMP deaminase activity; zinc ion binding
Source: RefSeq, a predicted model, not a curated record
CGUAAUGUGGCGCGCGAUGGUUCUCCGUCGCGGCUGGCUUUCACGUUUAACAAACACAACCGCACGCGCCUCGGGAAAAGGCAGAACAACACCCAGAAAGUCCAGUGUUUGGAAAACUAUGGCAGAAAAUCAGCAGCCGAACUUUGGUCAUCUAAACGGCAGCGCAUGCAGGAAGAGGGAAAACUACCUGGAGUGGCCGGAGUACUUCAUGGCUGUAGCCUUCCUGUCGGCCCAAAGGAGCAAAGACCCAAGCUCACAGGUGGGGGCGUGUAUCGUGAACCAGGAAAAUAAGAUCGUUGGCAUCGGUUACAAUGGUAUGCCCAACGGCUGUGAUGAUGACCUGCUGCCGUGGUCCCGCUCUGCUGACGACCGGCUUGACACUAAAUAUCCUUAUGUGUGCCACGCAGAGCUGAAUGCCAUCAUGAACAAGAACAGCGCUGAUGUGAAAGGCUGCACCAUGUAUGUGGCUUUGUUCCCCUGCAACGAGUGUGCCAAGCUCAUCAUCCAGGCCGGCAUUAAAGACGUGGUCUAUCUUUCCGAUAAGUACCAUGACUCACCGGAGAUGGUCGCCUCCAGAAGGCUGCUCGAUAUGGCCCGCAUAAAAUACAGGCAGUUCAAGCCCAAGAGGACUGAGGUUGUCAUUGAUUUUAAUUCCAUUAACCACCCUGGAAUACUGAGCAGCGUGACCAAGUGAAAAUGCAAAAGGCUCACCUUGGGGAGCUGCUGAAUGAGACGGGAAGUAGAGGGAGACUGACAAGAUUGAAAGGGACUUUGAUGCCUCUUUUCUGUAUGUCUUCUUGCCCCCUGCUUUGUCCAAAGGAAAACUCAAGGAUACCUCGACUUUGGCGUCUUUUGAUAUUUUGAUUAACCGGAUAUUCAAGAUAGUUUAAUUUGACGCUACGCCCUUUGUGGAUGGUGGUGGCAGAAGGUCUUUCAAUGCUGCUUUCACGCUUUUUUUUUUUCCUUUUAAAACUCCCUUUGGGUUUAGGCGUACACAAGGACUCUGAACACACUUUCUUGAGUGUUUGAUUUUAAAAUCUUUUGUGUUGUGAAUCAGAUCUUCUGGCCCAUGGCUGUCUGCACAGGGGAAAACAGAAUUUGUUUUUGUUCUCCUUCAAACAAGGAUCCAGAUUAAUAUGGAGGGACCUUGACAUUUAGUGCAUUUGACCUUUCACAUUCACAGUGGAAGCAGCUCAGUAAAUCAGUCUUUAUGCUUUUUGGUUCAUUAAACUGGUUUGAUGACAAUAGCAUCUGUUAAAUGUAGCCUGGGUUCUGCUUUUAGUUGUAUUUUACCUUUCACUUUAAAAAUUUAAACGGUCAUCAGUGGUACUGGCAAGUAAAAUUUGGAAACAUCAGUGUAACAAAGAUAUAACAGGAACUCUUUUUGAGCAUGAAAAAACUACAGCUCCCAUGAGACUUUGGCAACACACCUAUGACUUACGCUGCAUUCACGCGGAUGGUCCCAUUUCCCAUUUGGAAAGUUGUUCCUCCAACUUUGGUGGUGUGCUUAUGAGCUUUAAGUUAAGAUGUGGAAACAACAUAGCACUACAAAAAGCAUCUAAACAACACCUCGAUAAUGUUUUAAAUCUUUUAUCACAAAGUUAUUUUGUCCCAGACUUGUUGCUUCACUAGAACAUUUCCUAAACUACAAACUACAAAAGUAUUGCUUCACCUGACUAAUGCUAAUAAAUACUUUUUUUUUCUUUCAAGAUUAUAUUUUUGGCAUUUUUGCCUUCAUUAGAUAGGACAGAUCAACAGCAUGAAAGGGGGAGAGAGCGAGAGAGAGAGGGGAUGACAUACAGCAAGGGGCCCCGAGUUGGUAUUAAACCAGGGGCCACUGCAGCAAGGACACUUCCUUCAUUUAUGGGGCGCCUGCUUUAUCCACUCAGCCACCAGACGCCCCUAAUAAAUAUAUUUCUAACCAAUCUAGCCCACUUUAAAUGGACGGAAGUGGUUUCAACCUAAUACCAUAAAACAAAUUCCAUGUGAGCAAAAAACUGAUAUGCAAUAUGUUACAAAAAGUUUAUUACCAUCAACUUAACAUUUACUUUUGUCUACCAUGUUUUUCCUCAAUAUCACGUCAAUUCGGUAACUAGUGUACCAAAAUUUUCUUUGACUUUCCGAGUUGGUGUUACAACUUGAGGCAUUCACACACGUUUACCCUGUGUGGAAGUAUUUUUUUUGUUUUAUUCCAACACCACAUGAAUGCAGGGUAAGAUCUGUGGUUCAAUUUCUUCAACGCCAACAAAAUGUUAUUAUUAUUUGGAAUAUAAUUUUUAUUAAAUGACAAAAUAACACCAAUUUUCCAGAUUAGAAGGAAAUUGUAAAUGGCCCAACAUCAGCGCAGUUCUCGUAUCGUUACACACUGUUACUGUACGCUUAUGGGGUUCUUAGCAUAUUCCUUGUAGGGGAUUUGCAUCUUAGUUUUAAUGAUAAUUUUACAAUGGCUUUCCAAAAGAAACUGCAGUUUUCUGUUGAUGAAAGAAAGUGUCUGUGAUGUUUUAUUGUAAAACGUCUUUAUAAUUUUAAUUGUAUUAACACAAGGUAGCAGAUUUUCCUUUAAUAGUCACUCAUAAUACAGUUUUUAUUUUAGAUUGUGCUCAUGGUGCCAAACAGCCCAAUCACCAGAAGAAAAUGUUUGUAAUGUGAAAAUGUGUACAUUUCUGCAAAGCAUGCAUAUGUCAUAUUUGCAUAUUAUUUAACUGAUAUGUUGAAACUUUACGUUUAAUCAGCGCUUUGGUUAUCGGGUGGUUAGGUUUAGGCACCAAAACCACUUAAUUAUGUUAGGAAAAGAUCAAGUUUUGAGAGAAAAAACCCGGUUUGGUGGCAGAGUCCAUGCUUUAAAAGCAGCAAUGUCUCUGUCAAAAACAACCACUUUUUGUGGUAAUAUAACUGCUGGAAAAACGGCAACAGGUUGUUGCUGACGCCCACGUUUAGUACCUACAAAGCUGCUAAAAACACAGCUGUGACUUGCUAUCAAGUAGUUUUUGUGGCUAAAUCUAAGUACACGUUAACCACAGCAUAGCUGAAAUAUGAAGUCUCAGCUUACCCGUUACAUAAUAACUUGCAAAUGUGACGAAUCUGUGGUUUGCAGAAAUGUAAAAUGCCAACAUUUAAUAUCUGUGGCUCUUAAUACUGCAUUGUUUUCAAGACUGCCUUCCAUUAAGAUCAGAACAGUUCCUUUUUUGUUAUACUGCCUAAAAUGCCCGUACAGUAAGUGUACAAAAGCUAACCAUUACUUCAACUAAAUGUUUGUUUUCUCUCACAUACAGUAGGUGACCAAGAGAUACUUCUCAAAUCUGUGUCUUCAUACCAUCAUGUCAGGUGUGAGUGCUGGUGAAGUCAAUAAAAUGCUUGGACCACA